This is a messenger RNA of Diospyros lotus (date-plum), 1783 nucleotides long. RefSeq names its product serine decarboxylase-like. The coding region runs from base 203 to 1630 and encodes 475 amino acids. The transcript is spliced from 6 exons. The record is from RefSeq and is a predicted model, not a curated record. Gene Ontology annotation, molecular function: pyridoxal phosphate binding; carboxy-lyase activity. Gene Ontology annotation, biological process: carboxylic acid metabolic process. NCBI's taxonomy places the organism in Eukaryota, Viridiplantae, Streptophyta, Magnoliopsida, Ericales, Ebenaceae.
AUCCUGGAACGCCGCCGACCUUCGCGCCUAUAAAACACCUCCAUUGCAGGGUCUUCCAAUUGCUCGCGGUCUCUCUCUCUCUCUCUCUCUCUGAGGGGCUCUAAUUGUAUCAUUUUGCUCUCUAUCGGAGCGACUACGCGGCCUUUCCACCAGUUCUUGCACCAAUCAAGUUAACUAAUCCAAUAGAUCUGUGAUUUCGGCUAUGGCGGUGCCAUCAUCAAACGGCAACGCGGAGCUGUCAGCGAACGGUUUAGAUCCGGCGGCCGUGGCGUACGAGCCCUUGCCGAAGGUCGCAGCUUCGAACGGUCACCUCGGCAAUGGAGUAGAGAAGAAGCUGAAGGAGAGGGCUAUUGUGCUGGGGAAGAACGCGCGCAGCAUGUGCCUCGACAUCACGGAGCCUGACGCGGACGACGAGUCGACCGGUGAUAAAGAGGCUUUCAUGGCCGGCGUUUUGGUUAAGUACCGGAAGACUCUCACUGAACGCACCAAGCAUCACUUGGGGUACCCAUAUAAUCUGGACUUCGAUUAUGGUGCUCUUUCCCAAUUGCAGCAUUUCUCCAUAAAUAACCUUGGCGACCCAUUUAUUGAAAGCAAUUAUGGUGUUCAUUCAAGACAAUUUGAAGUAGGUGUUUUAGAUUGGUUUGCUCGUCUAUGGGAAAUAGAGAAGAGCCAAUACUGGGGUUACAUUACAAACUGCGGCACAGAAGGCAAUCUUCAUGGAAUCUUAGUUGGAAGAGAAGUAUUUCCGGAUGGAAUUUUGUAUGCAUCACGAGACUCACAUUACUCUGUAUUCAAAGCUGCAAGGAUGUACAGAAUGGAUUGCAUAAAGGUUGGGACCUUGGUGACCGGGGAGAUUGAUUGCACAGAUUUCAAGGCCAAGCUACUUCCGAACAAAGACAAACCUGCCAUCAUCAAUGUGAACAUAGGUACUACUGUCAAAGGAGCAGUUGAUGAUCUUGACCUUGUUAUACGGAUCCUUGAAGAAUGUGGAUUCUCGCAAGAUCGAUUCUACAUCCAUUGUGAUGGAGCUUUAUUUGGGCUCAUGAUGCCAUUUGUUAAACGUGCGCCAAAGGUAACAUUUAAGAAGCCCAUCGGAAGUGUUAGUGUUUCUGGCCACAAGUUUGUAGGAUGUCCAAUGCCUUGUGGUGUCCAGAUAACAAGACUUGAGCACAUCAACACCCUCUCAAGAAAUGUUGAAUACCUUGCUUCAAGGGAUGCCACAAUAAUGGGAAGCCGGAAUGGCCAUGCUCCAAUCUUCCUGUGGUACACCCUGAACAGAAAAGGCUAUAAGGGGUUCCAGAAAGAAGUCCAGAAGUGCCUUAGAAAUGCUCAUUAUCUGAAAGACCGUCUUAGGGAAGCAGGUAUUAGUGCUAUGCUCAAUGACUUGAGCAGCACAGUUGUGUUUGAGCGACCUCUAGAUGAGGAGUUUGUUCGGAAAUGGCAACUUGCUUGCGAGGGAAAUAUGGCCCAUGUUAUUGUGAUGCCAAAUGUUACCAUUGAGAAGCUGGACAAUUUCUUAAAUGAAUUAAUUGAGAAACGCUCAGUCUGGUAUAAGGAUGAGAAAGUUCGGCACCCCUGUCUUGCAGAAGACAUAGGAAGUGAGAACUGUGCCUGCCCUCUUCACAAGUGAUUUGUCAGUGCAAUAAGGUCAUUUGAUCUUGCUGUUGUAUGUUUGUAGCAAACAUUAAAUUACUAUCAAGGCUGAUCUUUUAAGCUUAUCUGUAUUCUUUACCUUGUGAGGAAUGUAGUUUCUAUUUUCAAUUUAGAAUUAGUUUUUUGGUAA